AUGCAUCAUCUUCUCAGGAACCAUAUAAAAACCCAGAGGACACUGAGGAACCUCAUCAGAUUCCCUCAGCAUAGAGACACUCCAUUUGAGAUCUUGCAGAAACUGGUAAGCUUAGCUGAGAUACUUGGGCAAAUCGUAUUGGUGGUUUUGAUUUUUUCUUUCUCAAGUUAUCAUUUAGUAAUGUGUUGAUUUGUCAUCUACCUGGUUUUCUCUCUCUCCCUCUCUCUUGGGGUAGCCAACCUUUUGCCCUCUAGGAGUUGUGGAUUACAACUCCCCUCAGUCUUAGCAAGCAUGGCCAUCAGGGCUUAUGAGAAUUGUAGCCUCAGAAUAACUGAAGGGGUGUGUAUGUAUGUGUGUGUGUGUGUGUGAGAGAGAGAGAGAGAGAGAAUGCUAAUGCUUAUCUAUCUAUUAGAUUUCAUAUCUACUAUUCAGCAAAUGGUCCCAGAGCGGGUCUCAAUAAUAAAAUCUAUGAUUAUACUGAAAUAUUGAUUAGGUCCCCUCUAAUAUUCAACAUAAUAUUCCAGUUUAUUUUCUUUAUUUUUGUUGGGCUGUAUCCGACUAAGUUAUAUUCAAAGUAGGUCCACUGAUAUUAAUGGACCUGAGAGAAUCAUUUCCAUUAAUUAAAAUGGAUUUUCUCUAAGUAGAACUGUUGGCUACAGCUCAUCAUUUUUCUUCCAUCAGUGAAUUAGGCACUAUUGCAGUCCGGUCACCAGUUCCUUCUCCAGUGUUUCCUGUAUACCUCCCAACUGCUGUUGAUUCUUGAAUGUCUUUUGGAAAUUUGAACAUGGAUUCUUUGAGAUUCAAUUCACCCUUGUACACUUUUAUCUACUCCCCGCCCUGAUGUCUUCUUUCAGAUCCACACAACCAGUUCAGCAAAUAUGUCUGCCCAGUGGAACCAAUGCUUCGCCAGCUGCCCUGCCUCCACCGUCACAAUUCAGCCACCUCCCUUUGUCCUCACCAUCCCAGGGCCAGCUCUCUACUGCCCUGACCAACCCUUUGGCAUUGAGCAAUACAACCCUUGCGCUCGUAUGAUUCCAUACCAUGAGGGGGCACGACGUGGUGGAUACAGCUCCUUCUACAGUGGUCCAGCCUCUGGUCUGAGCUCAACGAGCAUCUAUUCCAAAAGAUUUGAGGGUGGAUGCAACUCUUGCCAGUGAUAUUGAAGCUCUGAAGACCUCUAUCCACAGAAUGAAUGUGUUGAGGAGCAUGGACUAAGAAAUCAAGAGAAUGGCUCCACUGAUUUUGUAGGCAUAGUUUCUAGAAAUGUAUGUUGAACAUGUACAACCGUUGUGUUAUAAGCCAGAGGUUUUCAAAACCUUUAACCUUCAAGGGCCCUGUUCUACCUUGCUGUGAAUCGCCUGUGCAUCUGUCAAGAACAAGUAUUGCAUCACUGAGCAUUCUUCUUCGGUUCUUCUUGGGCCCUGAUGAGGUCCUGUUGCUCUGCUAGGGCUCACAUGGAGGCAAUGUUCCUCAAUGGCUACAGAUUUGGGGAGACAAACAUGGGCAAACUAUGUGCCAGCAUCUAUAGAUCUCCUUGUGAAAAUCCUGAUUAAAUUUUUGAGGAUGUCACCAUUUGUAAACCACUGUUGUGGGCUAUUUAUGUAAAUGUAAAAACAACAACCAGAAAUUGGAAAGCAAGUUCCAUUGCACAUGGCACUUUCAAAACCAUCUUCACUGAAGGCAGAUGGUCCUCCAUGUAGCAACAUGUCUUAUUACUGUUCCAUGAGUUCAAUGUAUAGCUGUUUCUGAUUUUGAUGUUUUGUGCAAACCUGAGACUUCAAACUGU
Messenger RNA from Podarcis lilfordi (Lilford's wall lizard), 1786 nucleotides. The record is from the annotation of a GenBank genome assembly. Lineage: Eukaryota; Metazoa; Chordata; Lepidosauria; Squamata; Lacertidae.